GAACCCCUUUACUCUCUCUCUCUCUCUCUCUCUUUUCCUUUCAAGCACACACAUAUCUGCACUUCACAACCCUCCAAACAAUAUUUAUCUAUAUAUAAUACCAUCAUUAUGAACAUGGGGUUUACUCUCUUCUCUUUUAUUCUCCUUCUUCCUCUUCCUCUUCUUCUGCAUUAGUUUUCAUUCAUUCAUACUCCCACUUCUGAGUCUCGCUUUCCAGAUCCCACCUUCAGCUCCCAUGAUGGAGCAAGCUCAUCCUUGUGGAGGAGCAACACUUGUUACUCUUUCAUUUGCACUACUUUUCUUCUCUACUUUCACGCAUGCCUUCUCUUCUGCUGCGUACCCGGAAUUGAAUCAUGUAAAACCUAGGCACUCACGUCUUCUCAGGAGUGCCGUGCAACGUGAAACUCCUACAUCACAGCUUUCUGAAAUAUGGUCACCUCUGGAAAGCCAAGGAUGGAAACCUUAUGUUGAAAAUAAGCCAUCAGCAUUACCAGAGAAGUCCGAGGGAUAUAUCCAGGUCUUUCUUGAUGGUGGUUUGAACCAACAAAGAAUGGGGAUAUGUGAUGCAGUUGCUGUUGCAAAGAUUCUGAAUGCUACUUUGGUGAUUCCAUACCUUGAGCUAAAUCCUGUAUGGCGAGAUUCAAGCUCCUUCCUGGAUAUAUUUGAUGUGGAUCAUUUCAUUGAUGUAUUGAAGGAUGAUAUUUCUAUAGUUAAAGAGCUGCCUGAAGAAUACUCCUGGAGCACAAGGGAGUACUAUGCCAUGGCUAUCCGUGAAACCAGAAUCAAGGCUGCACCUGUGCAUGCAUCAGCCCACUGGUAUCUGGAGAAUGUUUUGCCUGUCCUACAGAGUUAUGGUAUUGCUGCAAUCUCUCCAUUUUCUCACCGACUGAGUUUUGACAACUUGCCUAUGGAUAUUCAACACCUACGCUGUAAAGUCAACUUCCAAGCUUUAACUUUUGUUCCUCAUAUCAGAACACUUGGGGAUGCCCUUAUCAGCCGCCUUCGCUAUCCUCGAGGCUCAGCUAGAGAAAUGGGCUCCAACUACCUUCAAGAGGUCACCAGUGCAGUUGAUAGUAAAAAUGCAGGGAAAUUUGUUGUUCUACACCUCCGAUUUGAUAAGGAUAUGGCAGCCCAUUCAGCCUGUGAUUUUGGAGGUGGAAAAGCUGAAAAAUGGGCCCUUGCAAAGUAUAGGCAAGUAAUUUGGCAGGGGAGGGUUCUUAAUUCCCAAUUCACUGAUGAAGAGUUGAGGAGUCAAGGCCGAUGCCCGAUGACUCCCGAAGAGGUUGGAUUGUUGCUAGCAGCUCUGGGAUUUGACAAUAGCACUCGUUUAUAUCUUGCCUCUCACAAGGUCUAUGGUGGAGAAGCAAGGAUUUCAACUUUGAGGGAAUUAUUUCCUCUGAUGGAAGAUAAAAAGAGCCUUGCUUCAUCUGAAGAGCGUUCUCUGAUAAAGGGAAAAGCUUCUCUACUAGCUGCACUUGAUUACUAUGUUGGCUUGCAUAGUGACAUCUUCAUCUCUGCUUCCCCAGGAAACAUGCACAAUGCAUUGGUUGGACACCGGACUUACUUGAACUUAAAGACUAUAAGGCCAAAUAUGGCAUUGAUGGGUCAGCUAUUCCUGAAUAAAACCAUUGAGUGGUCAGACUUUCAGGAUGCAGUGGUUGAAGGUCACCAAAAUAGACAAGGGCAACUAAGGCUGAGGAAGCCUAAACAAUCCAUAUAUACAUAUCCGGCUCCUGAUUGCAUGUGUCAAGCUUAGUACUAGUACUAGUAGUAUACUUAAAUUAUUAUUCACGGAUGUAGCUUGUGUAUUUUAUAGUUCAGUGUCUUAUUAUUUAACAUCAUAUUUGAUGAAAAUAAAAAGCAUUUCCACUCUCCUAGUCUUAUGGGGUUUGCUAUGAUGUUCUUGAUAAGAGUGCUUGAGAGUUACUUGUAUUGUGUGGGAGAUGUAUUUAUCAGAUGAUGGCAUUCUUAGCAGGAGCCAGCCAUGUUAUUUAUAUAAUUCAAUGACAGGAGCCAUAUUGUUGUUUAUCAUCUAAUAAUUUUAUCAUGAA
Messenger RNA from Cajanus cajan (pigeon pea), 2051 nucleotides. Its product is annotated as O-fucosyltransferase family protein. NCBI's taxonomy places the organism in Eukaryota, Viridiplantae, Streptophyta, Magnoliopsida, Fabales, Fabaceae. The record is from RefSeq and is a predicted model, not a curated record.